This is a messenger RNA of Funneliformis caledonium, 705 nucleotides long. Lineage: Eukaryota; Fungi; Glomeromycota; Glomeromycetes; Glomerales; Glomeraceae. The record is from the annotation of a GenBank genome assembly.
AUGGCACGCGUACCACGCAAUAGAUUUCUUGUUCCUGGAAUUCCACGUUACUCUCGUAGCAAAAUUUUUGCCAAAAAGGCCUUAUUCAAACGCAAGAAGGAUAAAAUUCCUAAGGCCGUACCUGAAGUCAAGACUACCAAAACAGUCCAAAUUAAAGGAGAUAAAAAUGGUGGAGAACGUGUUGUUCCAUUAGAAAAAGCUCCACGAUUUUAUCCAGCAGAAGAUGUUCCUCGACCAAAGAAAUCGCGAAAAGUUCACAAAACGACCAAACUUCGUUCUUCUAUUACUCCCGGUACAGUUCUUAUCUUAUUGGCCGGUCGAUAUAAUGGAAGGCGUGUUGUCUUUUUAAAACAGCUCAAAAGUGGUUUAUUGUUGGUAACCGGUCCAUUUAAGGUUAAUGGUGUUCCAAUUAAGCGCGUCAAUCAAUCUUAUGUCAUUGCUACCUCUACAAAGGUUGACAUUUCUACUUGUUCGCUUGACAAAUUUGACGAUUCAUAUUUCAAAAGAGAAAAGAAACCUAGUAAAAAAGGUACUGAAGAAGAAUUCUUUGAUGAAGGUAAAGAGCAAAAGAAAGUAAUUCCGAAAGAAAAAGUUGACGCUCAAAUCGAACUUGAUAAACAACUCUGUGCUAGUUUGAAAAAGAUUCCACAUAUUCAAGAUUAUUUACGCGCCAGAUUUUCACUUACAAAAGCGCCCGCUAAAUGA